AUUCACCACUCUGUACUAUCUCAGCCGACACUUGGAACUUGUCUCUAAAACCCUAGUCUUCUCGCUUCCGUCUCAAGUCAAGUCAACCACCACUGGUGGUUUCUAUCUAUACUUGAAUAAAGUUUUGAUUUUUAAUUUUCAGAAUGGGAGAUUCCGACAGAGAUUCCGGCGGAGGACAAACCGGGAACAACCAAAACGGACAGUCUUCCCUGUCUCCGCGAGAGCAAGACAGGUUCCUCCCGAUCGCUAACGUGAGCCGGAUCAUGAAGAAAGCUUUGCCAGCAAACGCCAAGAUCUCCAAAGACGCUAAAGAGACGAUGCAGGAGUGCGUCUCCGAGUUUAUAAGCUUCGUCACCGGAGAGGCCUCGGAUAAGUGUCAGAAGGAGAAGAGGAAGACGAUCAACGGCGACGAUUUGCUUUGGGCUAUGACCACUCUAGGGUUUGAGGAUUAUGUUGAACCACUUAAAGUUUACUUGCAGAGGUUUAGGGAGAUCGAAGGGGAGAGGACUGGACUUGGGAGGCCGCAGACUGGUGGUGAAGCUGGGGAGCAUCAGAGAGACGGUGGUGUCGGCGACGGCGGUGGAGGAUACUACGGUGGUGGGAUGGGGAUGCAGUAUCAACAGCAUCAUCAGUUUCUUCAUCAGCAGAACCAUAUGUAUGGGUCCACAGGCGGUGGUGGCGGCGGCCACAGUGGAGGAAGGAGUUAAAAAGAUUUGGUGAAGUGGAUCUUUGUAUAUAGAGAUACAUAUAUACUCAUCAAAGUAUUUUAAGUAAUCAUGUUGGCUUAUGUAAAAAUAUGAUUUUGGGGCUUGUGUAAAAGAGGAACAAGUGUGUUUGAAAACAAAUAUGAAUCUGCUCCGUUUGAUCUUUGUAUUUAACUAUUGGAUUUGAAUAGCAUUGAAUGCAAAUGUUUUCGCUUAAGAUAA
Brassica oleracea var. oleracea is the source of this 926-nucleotide messenger RNA. Its product is annotated as nuclear transcription factor Y subunit B-2. Gene Ontology annotation, cellular component: nucleus; CCAAT-binding factor complex. The coding region runs from base 144 to 707 and encodes 187 amino acids. Gene Ontology annotation, molecular function: RNA polymerase II cis-regulatory region sequence-specific DNA binding; protein heterodimerization activity; DNA-binding transcription activator activity, RNA polymerase II-specific. The record is from RefSeq and is a predicted model, not a curated record. The transcript has a single exon. NCBI's taxonomy places the organism in Eukaryota, Viridiplantae, Streptophyta, Magnoliopsida, Brassicales, Brassicaceae. Gene Ontology annotation, biological process: regulation of transcription by RNA polymerase II.